This is a messenger RNA of Babjeviella inositovora NRRL Y-12698, 1975 nucleotides long. It is a transcript of the gene POB3, whose product is annotated as FACT complex subunit. The transcript has a single exon. The coding region runs from base 32 to 1624 and encodes 530 amino acids. Gene Ontology annotation, molecular function: nucleosome binding; DNA binding; histone binding. Gene Ontology annotation, cellular component: nucleus; FACT complex. The record is from RefSeq and is a predicted model, not a curated record. NCBI's taxonomy places the organism in Eukaryota, Fungi, Ascomycota, Pichiomycetes, Serinales.
CUUCUCUCUUCAUUCCCCUACCAAAUACAAUAUGUCAUCCGUUGAUUUUGAAAAGAUCUACCUCAACCAAUCGCGUACAUACGGACGUAUGCGCAUCGUGGACUCUGGACUCGGGUGGAAAGCGGCAGCAGUCACCACCGGCGGCUCCGUCACGAACCAGCAGCCGUUCCUCUUGCCGUCGGAAGAGGUAGGCCUGACGUACUGGUCGCGCGGUGCACGUGGCUGGGAGUUGCGUGUGCACACGAAGAACCAGGGCGUGGUGAUGCUCGACGGGUUCGCGCAGGCUGACUUUGCGGCGUUGAAGAGCGAGUUGCAGCGCAACUUCGACGUGGCAUUGGAGCACAGGGAGCAUUCGCUCCGCGGGUGGAACUGGGGAAAGACAGAUCUCGGCAAGCACGAGUUGAUCUUCUCGGUGAACAAUAGACCGGACUUUGAGAUUCCCUACAGCGAGAUCUCCAACCUGAACCUCACGGGGAAGAACGAAGUGGCGGUGGAGCUUAACUUAAGUGAUAAGCGUGCAGGGGACGAGUUGGUGGAGGUGCGGUUUUACAUCCCGGGGACGACCGAAAAGGGCAAAGGUGAGGCUAACGGCGAGGCUAGUAUCGAGGCCACGGGCGAGGGUGAAGCCACCAACGACGAACUUACAGAACAACCCGCGGCCAAUUACUUCUACGAGCAGUUAAAGGACAAGGCGGAUAUCGGACAAGUCGCGGGCGAGGCCAUUGUCUCUUUCUCUGACGUUCUCCUCCUCACGCCACGCGGCCGCUAUGACAUCGACAUGUACCCAACCUCGCUUAGAAUGCGUGGGAAAACUUACGACUACAAGAUCCAGUACCGCCAGAUCGAGAAGAUCUUCCUGUUGCCCAAGCCGGAUGACCAAAACCACCUCCUUGUGCUCCAGAUUGACCCGCCAUUACGCCAGGGCCAGACGCGUUACCCGUUCCUCGUGAUGCAGUUUGCCAACACCGAGGAGAUCGAGGUCGAGUUGAACGUGGACGACGCGGAGUUUGCCGCAACGUACGCUGACCGCUUACAUAAGAAGUAUGACCAGCAGACGCACAUGGUCAUCAGCCACUGUUUCAAGGGACUUGCCGAAAAGCCAAUCGUCGGGGUGUCCGACUUCACGUCAAAGUACCAGAUGGCGGGUGUGACCUGCUCGUUGAAGGCUAGCGAGGGGUACCUCUACCCGCUCGCGUCGUGCUUCUUGUUUGUGACAAAGCCGACAGUGUUCAUCCCGUACAAAGAAAUUACGAACGUGACGAUGUCACGAGUUGGCGCUGCCGGUGCUGGCUCCAAGACGUUCGAUCUUGAGGUAAACCUCAAGGGCACCGGAGGCUCCCAUGUGUUUUCGUCUAUCGACCGCGAGGAGCUUGAAUCGUUGCAGAAGUUCAUCGAGGCUAAGGGUGUGAGGGUCAAGAACGACGACAAGGAGGCCCAGCUGAGAUUGAACAUGGCUUUGAGAGAGACGUCCGAUGUUGACAUGGACACUGAGAGUGACGAUGAUGAUUUCAAGUCCGGUGACGACUCGGAUGUUGCUGAGGAGUUUGACUCAGAUGCGAGUGUCAGUGAUGAAAAUAUGAGCGGUUCGGAUGCGGAGCCGUCGAAGAAGAAGGCCAAGAACUAGAAUAAUGUAUUGUUUGUUAGAGUGGGAAUGUAGGGCUACCGGAUUUGCAUUGGGGAUAGGCGAAUAAUGGCGGCCAGUGGCAAAAGCUGAACUGAGGGUAGUGGAUGUUACCCGUGAUUACAGUGUUGGUGUGAGGUAUAGAAAUGGAGUAUGCUUCGCAAAACACUAAGUUUGGAGGAUGAGACGGUGAUGGUAAGCUUGAUUUAUUUGCUUUGGCAGUUGUGGGAGGAAGUUUGGUGGAGCAGAUGGCAGAAACUGGGCCUGGACCUUGAGUACAGGUAAAAUCUAUAGGUAUCAGUAAUAUCUUGAACAUCUACAUAACAUUUUGCACAAAAUUUUGUGGUAGCGUGA